This is a messenger RNA of Carcharodon carcharias (great white shark), 3486 nucleotides long. It is a transcript of the gene tnfrsf21, whose product is annotated as tumor necrosis factor receptor superfamily, member 21. Gene Ontology annotation, molecular function: protein binding. Gene Ontology annotation, biological process: negative regulation of T cell proliferation; negative regulation of B cell proliferation; adaptive immune response. The record is from RefSeq and is a predicted model, not a curated record. NCBI's taxonomy places the organism in Eukaryota, Metazoa, Chordata, Chondrichthyes, Lamniformes, Lamnidae. The coding region runs from base 405 to 2270 and encodes 621 amino acids. The transcript is spliced from 6 exons.
CAGCGGAGCGAGCGCUUGCUGAUUUCCAUUCAACAUCAGCCCGAGCUCGCCGUGCCAUCAACAAAGCAUCAUCGCUGGAGCUAUGGGAAUAAAUGCAGCCGACAUUGAUGACCAGUCGCUUCUUCCUUACUAUUUGAAGCCUGUCGACUUGGUGAAAGUGUCCGCAAGGUUUCUGCAGUGGUGGAGUCGCUGGUGCCAGUAAAAUAAAUCGGCGGCCGUCCGUAUGGAGGGGUGGUUGCCGAUUCUAGCGCAGUAGAAGUGCGUCGAGCGGGGCAGUGGCACAAUGCGGAGUGAGGCGGCUCGCCACAAAAACACGGUAAAAUGAACCAGUGUGCGAGCUAUGGACGCCUGGCAGCUCCAGCAGUGGCCACCAGCAAACUCUUUACCGCCUAGCCCUGCUAGCAAUGGGAGCUUUUAGCUUGUUGUGGUGCUUUCUUCCCUCUCUCGUAGCUUGGUCCGCAGCGACGAUGCAUUGGAGCAUUCUGACGCUGCUGUUUGUGUUGCUUGGUGACAUUACAGCUCAAGUAGAACCCAUUCCAAAGGCUGCUCUAUCUCAUUCUGGUAAAUACUUUCACCAUGAUCGUGCAACAGGGGAAAAAAUUUCCUGUAAUAAGUGCCCUGCAGGCACCCACGUGGCACAACAUUGCACAUCAUCAACAUUGCGUGUCUGCAGCCCCUGUAAAAAUGGCACUUUCACUAAACAUGAGAAUGGCAUUGAUCACUGUCACACCUGCAGGUCCUGUGCGGCCCCGAUGAUUGAGAAGUUCCCAUGUACUGCCUUUUCUGACCGUGAGUGCACUUGCCCACCUGGUACUUUUCUGUCUAACAAAAUCUGUGUAGUGUAUACAGUUUGUGCAAUUGGUUUGCGUGUGAAGAAGAAGGGAAGUGAGACAGAAGAUGUCAAGUGUAAACCAUGCCCUCGUGGCACUUUCUCUGAUGUGCCUUCCAGUCCGAGGUGCAAAACACUCACUAAUUGUUCAGAACAGGCUCUGGUGAUCUUAGAACCAGGAAACCGAGAAAGGGAUAACGUCUGUGGCUUACCAAGCACAACUCGGGGUACAACUACCAACCCAUCAAGCACAGAGUCAACUCGCCACAACACUGGAGUACUGCCUGAUGCCCCCACUCCAUCAGGUAUUCCUAAUGAAUUAAGCACCACUGCUACAUCUACAACCACAAAUUUACACAGUGGAGUGACCAAAGAAGCACAGCUUUGGCAUUCUCCUCAUUUACGCUCAAAUUCAGCUCUGUCAGCUUCAAUGAAUUUUCAGCCAGUAAUGGAAACCUCAAAAGCUGGUGUUAAUUUCAGACGUCCCAGGAAAGGCCCACCAAGGCCAAGCGCACAUAAGCACUUUGACAUAAAUGAGCAUUUACCGUGGAUGAUCGUUCUCUUUCUGCUGUUGGUGCUGGUGGUGACAGUAGUCUGUAGCAUCAAGAAAAGCUCCCGUGUGCUGAAGAAAGGCCCCAAACAAGACCCCAGCAGCAUUGUUGAAAAAGCUGGUCUCAAGAAGCCUAUUUCCCCUACUCCAAAUAAAGAAAAGUGGAUUUACUAUUAUAAUGGACAAGGUGUCGACAUUCUGAAACUUGUGGCAGCUCAGAUUGGUAGCCAGUGGAAGGACAUAUAUCAGUUUCUCGCCAAUGCAGCUGAACGAGAAGUAGCAGCUUUCUCCAAUGGAUAUUCAGGAGAUCAUGAACGAGCGUAUGCAGCCUUACAACACUGGACAAUUCGAGAUCCUGAAGCCAACCUGGCAAAACUCAUUAGUGCUCUUCGCCGCUACAAGCGCAAUGACGUGGUGGAAAACAUCAGGGGACUAAUGGAAGAUACCUCCCAGCUGGAUCUUGAGAAGCUUGUUCCUGUUCUCAGCAGCAAAAAUGGCAUUACUCCAAAUCCUGCUGUUCCCAACACAACAAUUGAGCCAUCUUCAGCUGACAAAACAAAAGUGUUUUUUGUUGAUGAAUCAGAGCCCCUCCUUCGCUGUGACUCAACUUCCAGUACUUCAUCUUCAGUUCUCAGCAGAACUGGAUCUUUCAUUUCCAAAGAGAAGAAAGACACCAUUUUACGGCAGGUACGUUUGGAUCCUUGUGACCUGCAGCCUAUAUUUGAUGACAUGCUUCAUAUUCUUAACCAAGAGGAGCUUGGAGUGAUAGAAGAGAUUCCACAUGCAGAGGACAAGCUGGACAAGCUCUUCGAGAUUGCUGGAGGGAAGAGUCAGGAUGCCAGCCAGAAACUCCUGGACUCUGUUUAUAGCCACUUACCUGACCUCCUUUAAUCUUGUACAGCAUUGUAUGUGAUUGAUCAUACUUAUUGAUGGUGGUUAUGGCUGGUCAGUGCCAGUAAUAUAAAACAAAGCUUGAACUUGCUCAGGCUAUAUGUGGCAUUUAGCCCAUCAAAGUGAUGAUAUUCUUGGGUCAUUCACUUUGUACUCUGGAAUUGGAAACUUGCUUCCACUGUUAGAAGCAUGGCAUCCAUCUGGCAUGUAGAAGCCAGUAAUUUGGUCCUCCUUUCAUUGUUUAUUUUCGUUAACUGAAAUAUCAUUCCGAGGCAAAUUGUGUGCACUUUUUAUAUUUACUGUAUUUAACUGAUAUGGGUUAUUCUGUGUACUCAUGCACUAACUUUUAAACAAUUCCUGAAGUAAACUUGGAAUAGUGAUGUCUUCUAUGGGGCCUGCUUUGAUUUGUUUUUUUUCUCCUUAACUGCGCUGAAGUCUGGUCGCUAAGUGUUCACUUUCUGCUUUUAAUGCAAAAAUGAUUUUUAUUUUGUUUUUCCAUGUAGGUUGCUCUUGAUCUUUUAUUGACUUGUUUUACUUUAUGCUGUUGAAAUGGCUGCAGAAGUAGCUCUGAUCCACAAAAUGAUGCAUAAAAUCAGAGCUUUAAUAAUCAACAUAGUUCUUGAAGCAAGCUGUCGUACCAGUUAACUUUAACUUUUACACGUAUUUUCAGUGGCUGUUUAAACAGGGGAUAAAAUGGAAACUGACUAAAACUGCUAUGUAGAAUACUAUGAAAUGAUUCCAGGAUAUUGUAUUAAAUUGUCAAAGCUGGUGGAAUACUAUUCAUGAGAGAAACUAUUUUGUGGUUAUAUUUCCAAAAGAGGAAAUGUUGACAAGUUGCUUCAUCAGUUGGGAUGAUAUAGCUGGUUAUAUGUCGAGCAGAACUGGUGCUCGAAUGCAGAUCUUUUGACAACUUUAACGGUACUAAUACUGUCACCUACUACUUGCUGUUUGCGAAAGAGAACAAAACUAUUUUUAGCAAUCUGCUCAACAAAGGUGGGAAAGGAUAUGCUUGUUUUGGUAUUUUUUUAAAACUACUUGGAACAAGUCUGUUACUGGUCUAGGAUGAUACUAAUUUAUUCAGGGUACAAAUAAUUGAGUGUUUAUUACUAUUAUCUGGCAAAGUCAUGCUGCAUUUAAUUCCACUCAAUAUAUCAGCGAUGUAAACUGUUAACAAGAUGCACCCUAAUAAAAGUUCAAACUGCUUUUUUUUCCACAA